GCACUAUCUUACUUUAAAACAGUUAGAAAGAAAGAUAUUAUGAAGAGUAAUGUGUGCAUUACAGAUAUUCUUUUCACUUUUUCAGAUCUGAACGGGGAUCGUAGACUUCUUUCAUGAAGAAGUCUAUAAAAGCUUUCAUUCUACGUCAUUUCUUUCAUGUGAAGGAAGCGUGUAUGGUGGGAGUUUUUAUUUUUUGUGAAAGCGUAUACAGAUUGUAUUCUACUUAAACGGUGUUGAUUUUUUCUUUUCACUUUGUUGGCAUGAUUUUCAUUGAUUAUAAACCUGAAGAAUAAUAACUUGGGAAAGCGUGGGAGUUUCAUUCAGUAGUAUAAUGAAUGAAUAAAUUUUCUAUGAACGCAAAGCAGUUUCAGUUUGUCUUGCUUGUAUGCAUUUAAAUUUUCUUUGCUGCACUAUGCAUCUAACAGUAUUAUUUUAUUGGUUCAAGUGACUGGAUCAAGUGAGAUCACGAUAAUGCCUGAUAACGAAAAGCCAGCUGAAAAUUCCAGUCCUAAUCAGCAGUCGUCAAAAAUUCACGGGAGUUCCUCUCUUGAUAAAUCUAGUGGCAGUUCUGGCCCUUCUACUCCGCAUCAUGAACCUGAUCAUAGUCAUAAUGAUAUUAAUCCGCUAUGUGUGCUGAAAAAGGAUCCUUUAUUAACUUAUGGUGAACUUGUAAUUUUGGGGUACAAUGGAAGUUUACCCCAGGGUGAGAAGGGUCGCCGCAGAAGUAAAUUCCUUUUAUGCCGAAGGCCUGUAUCCAAUGGUGUGAAGAAGUCUCAGCAUUAUUUAGUCAAAACACCACAAUCAUCAAAAGCCAUCUUGGAUAGUAAACAGCACUCAAUUUCAUAUACCUUAUCCCGUAAUCAAGCUGUUAUUGUAGAGUACAUGCCUGAUGAUGAGACAGAUAUGUUUCAGAUUGGCCGAUCCUCUGAAUCCCCUAUAGACUUUGUUGUCAUGGAUACUGUACCUGGUGACAAAACUGGUGAAGGAGGCAAAGUCACACAAAGUACGAUAUCUCGAUUUGCUUGUCGAAUACUUAUACAUAGGAGUCCAAAUUUCACAGCAAGAGUUUUUGCAGCUGGAUUUGAUUCGUCAAGAAAUAUUUUUUUAGGAGAAAAAGCAACCAAAUGGCAACAAAAUGGAGAGAUUGAUGGAUUAACUACUAAUGGAAUUCUUAUCAUGCAUCCUCGAGGUCCAUUUAGUCAAGGAUCUGAACCAGGGAUAUGGAGAGAAGUUUCAGUUGGCGGUGGAGUAUAUGCUUUGAGAGAAAGUCGGUCAGCACCUCAGAAAGGAAUAAAGAUUGAAGAUGAAACAAAUGUUCUGCAGGAUGGCACUUUGAUUGAUCUUUGUGGAGCAACUUUGUUGUAUCGCACAGCAGAAGGUUUAAGCAAAUCUCCUACAAAACAUCUUUUAGAAGAGAAAAUUGAUGAACUGAAUGCUGGUCGACCACAGUGUCCUGUUGGCUUGAAUACAUUAGUAAUACCACGAAAAUCAACAUUAACGUCCAAUGAAAAACAGCCAUAUGUGUACCUCAUUUGUGGCCACGUUCAAGGGUAUCAUGACUGGGGCCAAGACAAGGAUUCAAAUGCUCGUGUGUGCCCAAUGUGUUUAAUGGUUGGCCCCAUAGUAAAACUCACAAUGGGCAUUGAACCAUCAUUUUAUGUUGAUUGUGGGCCACCAACUUUUGCCUUUAACCCAUGUGGCCAUAUGGCCUCUGAGAAGACAGUCAAGUAUUGGGCAUGUGUCCCGAUUCCACAUGGUACUAAUGGCUUCCAUGCUGCUUGUCCAUUCUGUGCUACUCCAUUAAGUGGAAAUCCAGGUUAUGCUAGACUUAUAUUUCAAGAUCAUGUUGAUUGAAGGAGGCCUGUCGAGCAGACUGUUGCAUUUGUUUUCUGUGAUGCUCUCUGCAAUUCCAAGCAAGAGGAACUGAUAUUGUACCUGACUUAGUGGUGACCAUUAUAUCAAUACAAGAUUUCAAGCUAAGUGACUCACAUUCACAUUAGAGGACCACUUAGAGAUGAAUUUUAUUUUGUAUUGAUUAUAUUAAGAUGUACAAUUAUGAAUAUACAUUUUGCUUCAUGCCAGUAACAAUCACUCCCAUUUUGCAAGCUCAUUGCUUUGCUACUGUCAAAAACAGUAUAUAUUUUUAUUUAUACUUUUAUGUAAUCAGAAAUUAACUAUUUGGAACUGUUUUUUAUAAUGAACAAUUCAAAAGUAGAAGUUCAUAGAUAUUUGUAUUAUUAGUUCCUUUAUGUGCUAAGAUUUAUGUGUAUAUAUAGAUGUAAUUUUUAUUCUGAUUGAUCUGUUCUUUUAAAUAGUUUAAAUAUCCUGGCUGUUUCCAUGCAUGAAUCAAAUAAAGGAAGAGUUAGCCUUAGUAUUUUUUUUUUUUAAGUAUGUUGUGUGGCUGGGAAAAUUCAGUUUGUUGAGUUGUAUUGCUUAUUAUAAUUAUUUUAGAUAAAAUAAUUUUCUGAACCGUAAGUCAUGGGUCAGCUGUACAUUCCUCUCCAGAGGUAAAUAAGAGAAGUAGAAUAGUAUCUCUGAAGAAGGAAAAUUCAUCUUUCCUGAAGUAUUAAAUAUUUUAUGUAUACCAGAUAUGCAUUUUGGCCCAGAGGAUUAUUCAUGGAAUAUUAUGUUCUUAAUCUGUUUGUUAGUUUGUUUUGUAGUGUAGAUGUUUCAGCUGGCUGCAGUAAAUUUAUUUUUUUAUUUGUAUUUUUCAUUAAUAUAUAUUUAAAUGUGAUUUCUUGAGUGAUUCUGCUUAAAAAUUAUUAAAAAUUAAUACUAUGUUUGCCAUAAAUUUAAACAAAAAUGG
Molecule: messenger RNA, 2806 nt
Organism: Stegodyphus dumicola
Lineage: Eukaryota; Metazoa; Arthropoda; Arachnida; Araneae; Eresidae
Gene: Pli
Product: E3 ubiquitin-protein ligase pellino
Biological process (GO): regulation of Toll signaling pathway; protein polyubiquitination
Molecular function (GO): protein binding; ubiquitin protein ligase activity
Source: RefSeq, a predicted model, not a curated record